Molecule: messenger RNA, 3941 nt
Organism: Chara braunii
Lineage: Eukaryota; Viridiplantae; Streptophyta; Charophyceae; Charales; Characeae
Source: the annotation of a GenBank genome assembly
GGUCGCAAACGAGAGAGAGAGAGAGAGAAGAGAGAAGUUAUUGAGUGUUGCUCUUGAGGGAGUGAGGAGAGGGAAGAGGAGUGUUCGUCGCAAAGCUGAGAGGAAGUACGGACCCCUCUUGAGAGUCUUACUGACACCCUCAUCCUCCAUCAUGGCAUCUGCAGCAGAUUGGAAACUGCAGAUGGACGCUGCCCCUGAGGCAGAAAAAACGCAGUAUCAGUUCUUCUACGAGAAAGCCUUGAAGAAGGAGGAGGAAGAGAAAGAGAGAGAGAGAAGGGAUAAGGUGCAGGCUCACGAGGCCGUCCUUAGCACCUUGUCCGCUCUGACUGAUGAGGAGGUAGGAGAGAAAACGGUUCCCCUCCUCAGAGCCUUAGCAGGGGUCCGGGUUGCUGAGGACCAUACUGACCAACUCGCGCAGGUGUUUAAGCAGCUCAAGGAGUUGCGCGAAGACAUGGCCAGGAUGGCACAGCAACACCGCGAUCAGCUGCAACAGUUUGCUAGUUCGCAGCAGGCUCAAAUCGUCUCUUCACUCACCUACCUUGCCUCCUAUGCUGCGUGUCAGUCCAGUUUUGCCCCUCUGACCACGUCUACUUCUUCUGCUUCUACUUCUUCUUCUUCUUUGAGUGUGGUUAACAGCCAAAGCGAACCUGCAGCAAGUCCAGACCCUGCUGCUGCUGCUGCUGCGGCAGCUAGUGGUGGUGCAGGGACUUCUGGAACUGUUGCAGCCCCGGGCCCGGACCCAGCAAUGGCUGGGCCAGGCGACAACUUUGCGUACAUCAACAGGAAGGCGGCGCAGAUUCCGUCCAAGUAUGACGGAAAGGACGACGUCGAGUCUUGGAUCAGCUCUAUGCGGUCCUACUUUGAUGUAUUGGGGACACCCCCGUCCACUCAUUCGUCUAUCCUGGGGACCAAUGUGGAGCCCGUCGUGCGGGGUUUCCUAGAAACCCAAGCUGUCCAAUCAGGCUAUAAGAGAAUAGACCUGAACAUAUGGCUAAAGGCUACGCCUACUGCCGCACUUGAGGAUCUCUUGAUCAAACAAUAUGUUGAUCCACAUGUUGCAGCUAAAGCAAGACUUAACCUUGACAAGCUCAAGCACAGCAAGUGGACAGGCACCAUGCACAGCCUGCAGCAGUAUGUUAGCAAACUCUUUGCUACUCCGGAUCUGGAGAUGACUGCGCAGUCCUGUUUGGAUGUGAUAAAAGGUACGGUCCCCUCGACUCUGAAAGAUCGCCUAGGGCUCGGGCUCAGCGGAUAUACAGAUUGGCUUACCCUCAUGCGAGACUUAGUCAAGCUGGAGGCACAAGACCUCCCGGGUGGAUCAGGUGGCAAAAAGGCCACCAGCCGCAAGCGGUUUCCAUGCAUCAACCGUUUUGCAGCACAUGAUCUGCUUGAGGAUGACGAGGAGACCCUCGUGGAUGAAUCUUCUCUUGAUGACGAUCAAGAGCAAGACUGCGGGGCAUCUUGCUCUUUGUCAGCUCAUGAUCUGAGUUUUCCAAAUGGCUCUACUUCUAAUCCUGUCAUAUUGGUUGCACCUAUGACAUCUGAUAUGCUUUCUCCUGAGAGUGGUGAUCCCCCUCCGGAAGUUCCACCGGAAAUUCGCGACCUUCUCAACCGAUUUUCUGAAGUCUUGGCCAAACCGCAUGGAGUUCCCGUGCGUCCGGUUCGGCACAAGAUCGAGUUGACUGAAGGUAGCACUCCUCCAAAGGGUUGUGUCUAUCGAAUGGGCUUUGGCGAAUUGGAGGAGUUGCGAAGGCAAAUUGAUGAGAUGAUUGGGAAGGGGUGGAUCAAACCCAAUGAGUCCGAGUUUGGUGCACCGGUGCUAUUUGUCCCUAAGAAAGGAGGUAAGUUGCGGAUGUGUAUUGAYUACCGCGGGUUGAAUCGGAUCACGAGAAAGAAUGCGUAUCCUUUGCCACAUAUCGAUGAUUUGCUUGAUGCUGCAGGUGGGUGCAAAGUCUUCAGCAAGAUCGAUCUCAAGUCUGGCUACCACCAGAUUGAGGUCGAACCUGCAGACCAGCACAAAACUGCAUUCAAGACUCGCGAUGGGCUGUACGAGUUCACAGUCAUGCCCUUCGGUCUCACGAAUGCACCAGCCACCUUUCAAAGUCUCAUGGAUAAGGUAUUUCGGAAUCAGAUCAAUCGAUUUGUUGUUGUAUAUCUGAAUGACAUACUAAUCUUCAGCAAAUCGAUGGAAGAGCACAUGAGACACCUUGAGGAAGUGAUGCAGGUCCUCAAGGACGCGCAACUCCAUCUCAACUUGGAGAAAUCUGAGUUUGGGAGAGACAGCGUCAUCUACCUUGGGCACUGGUUGUCUGCUGCAGGCCUAGAGCCUGAGGCAACCAAGGUUGAGGUCAUCCGCAAUUGGCCUCAACCGGCGAAUGUUCACGAGUUGCGUUCUUUUCUUGGUCUUGCGUCCUACUACCGCAAGUUUGUGCCUAAGUUUUCUAUUACCGCCCGUCCGCUGUCUAGAUUGACUAGCAAGAAUGUGUCUUACACAUGGGAUGGGGAAUGCACGACAACCUUUGCAGCAUUAAAGGAGGCUUUGAUUAAGCACAAGAAAGAUUGUUACAAUCGCGUUGCGGAUGCUUUGUCACGCCACCCGGAGUACAUGACUUGCCUUGUGGGUUCCUAUGACCUGCGUAAAGAUCUGAAGGAGGAACUCAUAGAGCAUACUGUCAAGGAUCCGGAACUCAGUCCCAUCCUUGAGCAGAUUCGGGCUGAGCCUAGCAGUCAGCCUGAUUUCCAUGAAUGUAAGGGCCUUCUCUUCCGGCGUUAUGGGAAACAUGACCGAUUGUGUGUGCCCAACCAUGAGCCGAUCAUGACUCACUUCUUGGACUUGGCUCAUGGCCGAAGUGGACACUUCGGUGUUGAGAAGACAUACGAAAAUCUGUUGGAAAAGUUUGUGUGGCCUGGAAUGAAAAGCAUGACACAAAGGUUUGUGGCUGAGUGUGAAGUGUGUCAAAGCAUCAAACCGUCUCGACAGAAGCCCUAUGGGCUGCUGCACCCUCUUCCUAUCCCUGAUGGCCCGGGUGAGUCUGUUUCCAUUGACUUCACGGACAUGGGGAAGAAGAGUAGAAACGGUUAUUCACAAGUAAUGGUGAUCGUCGAUCGUUUUUCCAAGUUUUUUAACUUAAUCCCGUUGCCACCUCAUGCCCCAACUGACCUUGUGAUCGAAGAAUUUAACAAGAGGUACAUUCUGCAGUGCGGUCCCCCGAAGACUCUUGUGAGCGAUCGGGAUACCAGGUUCAUAAGUGCAGAUUGGAAUUUCUUCACCUCCCAGACCUACGACAUGAAACUCAAGAUGACGUCUGGUCGACACCCCGAAGCCAAUGGGCUGGCCGAGGAGAUCAACCAGACCGUGAUCCAACUUCUCAGGGCUCUUACCGUGCUUGACCAGAACUCUUGGGAUGACGAGUUGCCGAUUGUGCAGGGGUUGUACAACAACUUCAUCCACUCUUCCACCAGGAUGACGCCUAACCGGCUGCACCUCGGAUGGAAAAUCCGCAAUCCCCUAUCCUAUCUGUUCCCGGAACAGCCACCUGGCCUAACCCCUGGCCAGCCAGGCUACAGCGCUAAGUACGAUCGUUUGCUUAAAGUCGUUGUCGCGGCUAUGGAGAGGCGGCGCAGUGCAAUGAUUAAGCAUGCAAACAAGAAGCGCCAGCCUGAUCCCUUCACCAUGGGAAGUUAUGUCUGGGUCAAGAUGUCUGAGUUUUCUGACGAAAAAGGCGUAUCACGGAAACUUCUUCCUCAGUAUUAUGGUCCCUGAAAGGUGCUGAAUCAUGUAGGUAAUGAUUCCUUCGGUCCUUCUUACACGAUUGAUGUGCCUGCUCAUCUCCGCGCAUACCCAGUCUUUCACGCAUCAAAGUUAUUUCCGUAUGAGCCACCUGAGACGUUCAAGUACCGAGAAUCGAUGAUUCACCGCGCAAUCAAUGGCGGUCACGAGG